GCCAAAUUGCCGGCCGUUCUGACGUGCUGCAAGAAGCCAUGGCAGAAGAAGAGCCUGAGGUCCUUUAAGGGGUUGCUGUUGGCUAGGUUGGGUUGCGUUCGCUGGCCGGAGCCAGGCCAUGCAAAUCAAUGUUUCAGUGCUUUAGAAUGUCGCUUGUCAGGAGCAAAGUGAAAGCUGCAUUUGGUUGAUUUGAAUUGAUCAAGCCGCAGCUUUUCUUGGUAAGCCCGGUCAAGUGUUGCUCUAAGAUAUAGGGUGUCCGAUGGGUAUCCCACGCUUUUAUCGAUGGUUGUCGGAGCGCUACCCUUUGAUCAAUGAGAACAUUACUGCAGAACAAAUUCCGGAUUUCGACAACUUGUACCUGGAUAUGAACGGUAUCAUCCACAACUGCUCCCACAACAACACUGGAGGCCUUUGCCAGAAGGAGGAGAGUGAUGUGUUCGUUGAAGCCUUCAGCUACAUUUGUCGUUUGGUACAGAUCAUUCGGCCAAAGAAGAUUCUAUACAUGGCGGUUGACGGUUGUGCUCCUCGAGCCAAGAUGAACCAACAGCGCUCCCGGCGCUUUCGUGCUGCCAAUGAUGCGCGGGAAGCAAAGGACCUUGCGCUGCAGAUGGGAGAGGAUAUUUCUGGUCCACAUUUCGAUUCAAAUUGCAUUACUCCAGGUACGGAGUUCAUGGCCAAGCUGACUGAACACUUGCGAUUCUUUAUUUGCAAGAAGAUUCAGGAGGAUCCAGCCUGGCAAAGCUUUACAGUGGUCCUUUCGGGCCCUGAGACUGCGGGCGAAGGUGAGCAUAAGAUCAUGGAUUACAUACGCAAAGCCAAGGCCCAGCCAGAUCAUGAUCCGAACACAAGGCAUUGCCUCUACGGCCUUGACGCCGACUUGAUCAUGCUCUCGUUAGCGUCCCACGAGCCGCACUUUGCUCUUCUUCGGGAGGAGGUUGUGUUUGGCCGCCGGGAGACGAAAACCACAGAUCAGCGCAUGCUGAUUGCAAAAGAUCGCUUCCAGCUGUUGCAUGUGUCCCUUCUUAGAGAGUACUUGGAUAUUGAGUUUGCACCGCAGAUUGAGCCAAAGUUUCACAACCUGGAGCGAAUCAUCGAUGACUUCAUCCUUUUCUGUGUCCUCGUAGGGAAUGACUUCUUGCCGUGUUUGCCUUUUGCUGAGAUUGGACAGCAUGGCUUGGAGGAUCUAUUUCGAGUGUACAAGGACCACUUGGCCUCAAGUUCUGCAAGUUCAAGCUUUUGGCUUACAAAAAACUGUGGGGAGGUUGACUUCAAGCAGUUCUCGAAGUUUUUGAAGAAGUAUGGGGAGCUGGAAGACGGGCAUUUACAGUCGGCUUGUGAUGAGCAAGAAUUCACACUUGGAAAGCAACGGCUGGUGGGUCUGGAAGAAGCACCUGCGCCAAAGGAAUACGCACCAGACUUACCAAUUGAGCCGCCACCCACUUCUGAGAUGGCAAGAGAGCAAUGGUAUGAGGUCAAAUUUGCCAUGGAUGUGAAUGACUAUGAAGGGACACAGAAACAACGGAAAUUAUUUCAGUCCUACUUAGAGGGGUUGCAUUGGGUCAUGCGCUACUACUUUCGUGGCCCAGAUCAUGCUUCUUGGAGUUGGUACUACCCUUUCUAUCACGCUCCAAUGGCUUUUGACCUGGCAAACUAUGACAAUCUGUCGAACCCUGAGAUUUCCUUGCAGGUAGGAAUGCCCUUCAAGCCUUUCCAACAACUCAUGGCUGUGUUGCCUUCUAGUUCCAAGACUCUGCUGCCUAGCUGUUACCAGUGGCUCUUUGACUCACACUCCCCCGUGGCUAACUUCUAUCCCGAGAAGUUUGUGGUGGACAUGGACGGUGUCAAAGUUCCAUGGGGUGGCAUGACAUUGAUUCCUUUCAUCGAUCCAGAGAGGUUAUUGUUGGCCAUGGAGCAGGCCUUCAAUCAAGGCCCUCCGCUGAGCAGCGAAGAGAAGAAACGCGACGAGUUCCGCAUGGCCAAGUCCUUCCAGUAUGACAUGAAAGCUGGAGUUUUUGUGAAGAGCACAGUGCCUCGCAAGUAUGGUGACAUUCAGAGAUGCCCUGUGAGGAUUAAUGAAUUUCAGCAUCUUGCCCUUCCCGGCGAACACUUCCCCAACUACCUGCUGUCUGGCGUACGGACUAAGGAGAUGGGCUUCCCCACGUUGCAUGAGAUUCCGUUCACGACCUCCUUCCAGGUCGGCGUGAAGGUGUUCCAAUUCGAGGCCAAAGGACUUUCCAUGUACUUGCACUUGCGGCCCACGUCCCCUUUCGAGCCCACUGAGGAGGCCAUCAGAGCGAGAAUGCGAUCCCUUGCGAUCAUUGACUACCCCUGCAUGCACAGAGGGAAAAUCAUUGCUCUGCAUACACCUUAUGCAAAGUAUUUGCAUGACGGUGCUCAAGUGGAGAACAAUCCUUUUGAGCAUGAGAAGAGGGUCUGGAACCUUCUGCAGGAGUACAGGAAGCGUGGACUCACUGUAGAGUUUGACAGCAGUGCGAUAGCUGUCGAUGAAACGUCUGCGGGUCGAAUGUGGCGAGGCAAAGCAGGCGAUCUUUCCGAGAACGAGUUGUGCCAGCAGCCUCUGGUUGAGGUGAAGAUGGUGCAGUCUCUUUACGUUGACAGCCAUGGCCGCGCUCAUGCCACCUACCAGGCUGGCAGCGAGUUGCGCCUUUGGCAUCUGAUUCGUGUAGACGAGACACCUCCAAGCACCACAACGACGAAACUCAGCGAGCGCUUUAUGGUUGGAACUGCUGUGCUAUGCAUCGACCAAGCUUCAGAGGCUUUUGGCGAGCUGGGACGAAUCCAACGGAGCUCCACCAACCCCAAAGAGAUUGAGGCUUUGUUCCAGCGCCAACUCUCAAGCAAUGAGAAAAGUGCACUUCAGCAGAAGAUUUCUCAGGUCAUCGAGCAAGAACAAACCGGACUCAAGUGGUACGACAUGACGCAGUUCAUCAAAAUGAUAGAGUUGGAGGCCAAUGUGACAAGACAGAUCAUCGGCACCCUUAUGGCCAGAUGUGCAGACUACGUCCGGGAGGAUCUUGGCAUGAAUCUCAUGGUUGAGGCCAAUCUCGGAGAGGCUGACCCAGAGCCUGGAGGGGGAGAGCGAAAAAAAGAGGGUGACAAGCCAGCAUUUUGCCUCCCUUGCUACUCCAUCAAGCGACCGCAAGGGUGGUUCUUUUCAGAUCUCGCAGUCUCCGCUCUGAAGGACUACCAGACAAAGUUCCCUGGCCUCUUUGAGGCGUUACGGGCUCGCCGAGAUCAAAGCAAGGACUUAGAGCAGAGACAGAUCUUCCCUACAAGUGUGAACAAAGAUUACUCAUCAAGACAACUCUUGAAGUACUGCAAUGCUUGCGAAUGGAAGAAGCUCCGCUUGGCUCCAGUGCAGUACAUGGCCAUGACGGCUGGCUGCGUCGUGAAGGUGGCGGACGUAGUUGAAGACGCCCUCGGCCAGCAGGGAGAGGCUGUGACGGUCACUGGAUGCUCCUCGUUCCACCAUGCUGAGGACCCGUCUUUGCCGCCCCCAGAAAUCUCAGGGGCCAAGGAUCUUGCGCUUGGACAGAGAGGAUUUUAUGUCAAGGUGAUGAGAAGUGUGCCUUGCGGUGCACAGGGCACCAUCAUAGGGGUCUAUGGAGGUGACGCUCACCAACACUUGGAGGUUCUCCUAGACAAGGAAUGCUUUGGAGCGACUGACUUACAUGGCCGCUGCCCACCUUUGCGAGGGAUACAGAUGCCUGCCUCCAUGUUUAGACCCUUCUCUUCGCGGGCCACGUCAACAAGUGAGCAGACCCAAAGGAUGCUCGAGAAGCAGAGGGCAGGCAACGCAGCCUCUUUUGGACGAGAGGCGCCAAAACCAGAGACUGACGAAAUAGUUUCGCAAGCUUUGAAGAAGCUGCUUCAAGUCACUCAGGCUUCCGCAUCGAGAGAUAAGCCUAGGACCAAAGACGACCGAGCUUUGAAAGAGGGUGAGACGAUGGAGUGGAAGGCGCCAGUGAAGAAUCCCAGCCGUCCUACUGGUUCCAAAGGCUCAUCAAAUAAGGUGAACAGGGAGCCUGAAAAAUUGGAAGGUGAUAUACCAGCAGCAUUUGCCGCCUUGACAGGAGCCCCAGCUCAGAUCGCUCAAGAGGUUGAGAGUGGAGCAGCGCGCUUGAAACUCUCUGCCCCCGCAAAACCUGCACCUGCAGCACGGAAAGGCCACAAAAAAGACCUGGAGGAUGUUUGGAGAAAGGCGUUCACAGAGCUGCUUGCCUGCGGCAAGAAGGGCUGAGAUCAGCACUUCUCCCUCUUUGGCCUGUGGCCUCCGUGGCUGCCUUCCUGGGCGAGCAGAUGUGAGAGAACUAUUUGCAAACUUUCGGACAAUUCGUUCAGCUGUGUGCUGGCGAUAGCUUCAGCCGAAUUCAGCUGUGAGACUACCGGCACGUUCAGCAGCUUCUGGCGAACUCAGAUAUUUGCUUUGAGGGUGCAAGUGCCGACUGCAGUGCCUGUAGACCGUACAUCAGUGUUGAUGCACAUUGGUCGAAAGGCUUUUGAUGGUGCCUGUCUCAUUACGAGCUAGGCCUACCCUGGGAGGCAGACCGCUUGCACCACGUUUGCCUCCUCAGACCUCUUUUUCGCUGAAGUACCGGCUCCCUGCGUGCCGCGAUUACGUUCGCAAGUGGCACGGUGCCUACAUUGACC
Durusdinium trenchii is the source of this 4671-nucleotide messenger RNA. NCBI's taxonomy places the organism in Eukaryota, Dinophyceae, Suessiales, Symbiodiniaceae. The record is from the annotation of a GenBank genome assembly.